CACUUGCACAUAAAACAUACCCAUGUCCUGAAUUACACAACUUUUUAGGGUUCUGAAAUAAUUCCCCUACCUCUUUCUGCUUGUUCCUAGCAGCUUUUUUUCCCCUUGUCUUAGAAACCAUAGUACAUAGAUGGCGACCGACCAAAUGAAGCCCAUUGCCACCCUUCUUUUGGGGCUCAACUUCUGCAUGUAUGUCAUAGUGUUAGGCAUUGGUGGAUGGGCCAUGAACAGAGCCAUAGAUCAUGGCUUUGUUAUAGGUCCAGGAUUUGAUCUUCCUGCUCAUUUUUCACCCAUAUACUUUCCUAUGGGAAAUGCUGCCACUGGAUUCUUUGUGACAUUUGCUUUGAUUGCUGGAGUUGCUGGUGUUGGAUCAAUCAUUUCAGGAGUCAAUCAUGUCCGUUCAUGGACUUCAGAGAGCUUGCCAUCUGCGGCUUCAGUUGCUUCCAUUGCGUGGGCUCUUACUGUUCUUGCCAUGGGCUUUGCCUGCAAAGAGAUUCAGCUUACCGGCAGAAAUGCUCGCCUGAAAACAAUGGAAGCUUUUAUGAUUAUCCUUUCAGCUACACAGCUUUUCUACAUAGCUGCUAUUCAUGGUGCUGCUGCAUAUAGGAGAUGAAAUUGAUGGUUGAGAGAUGUGAUGCUGUGAUUGUCCUAAUUUUUUUUUCUCGUCUUUUCUUACCUAUGAUUUAUUCUUUUUUUUUUUUGGUCCAAUAUAGUCUUCCCAUUUACAAACAGGUGUGAUUUAUUACAUGGUUGGAUUUGUAUUGAUUAAGAAUAAGUUGUAUACAAAAAUAUUAACAAAUAAUAUCUUCUGAAGCAUCUUUUACAGUAACAUUUAAUUACAA
Molecule: messenger RNA, 842 nt
Organism: Glycine soja
Lineage: Eukaryota; Viridiplantae; Streptophyta; Magnoliopsida; Fabales; Fabaceae
Product: membrane protein PM19L-like
Exons: 4
Coding region: 131-613 (160 amino acids)
Source: RefSeq, a predicted model, not a curated record